CUAGAUGCCGAUUGGAGCCCCUGGCUCCCCACCUGCAGGGGAGUCACUUCACAGGUAGUGAAGCAGGUCUGCAGGUGUCUGUCUUUCUCUCUCCCUCUCUGUCUUCCCCGCCUGUCUCCAUUUCUCUCUGUCCUAUCCAACAACAACAACAAUUAUUAUUAUAACAACAAUAAAAAACAACAAGGGAAACAAAAGGGAAAAUAAAUAAAUAAAUAAAAAAUAUAAAAAUAUAUAAACUGAUUGUAUCUCCAUAGACUAUAUAGAGAACAAGUAAGUGAAAAUGAAAAGUGGAAGAAGAAGCAUAGAGACGAUUAGAAAAUGAAGAAGCAUAGAGAUGAUUAGAAAGUGAAAAUCUGUGUUCCCUAUUUAAAGGGCAGGCUUGAGAGCUUGUCUUCAGAGAACCCAGGAUCCCAGGUUCACCCGGUCACUCAGCUCUGCCAGGCCAGCAGCACCCUCCUUUUGCCAAUGGCCCUCCUGCUGUCUCUCCUGAUGACCCUGGUGGUGCUCAGUUGUGGCCCCAGUGGCUCUCUGGGUUGUGAGCUGCCCCAGAGCCAUGUCCUGGACAGCAUCCAAAACAUGAGGCUUCUGGGCCAAAUGAGGAGACUGUCCCCUCUGUCCUGCCUGAAGGACAGGAGAGACUUCAGAUUCCCCUGGCAGCAGGUGGAUGGCAGCCAGUUGCAGAAGGUCCAGGUCAUGUCUGUGCACCAUGAGAUGGUGCAGCAGGCCUUCCAGCUCCUCCUGUCAGAGCGCGCCUCUGCUGCCUGGGACAAGACCCUCCUGGACCAGGUGCGCACAGGGCUGCACCAGCAGCUGGAACACCUGGACUCCUGCUUGGUGCAGCUGGGGACAGAGGAGGACUCUGCCCUGAGCUAUGGGAGAGCUUCCCUGGAGAUGAAGAGGUACUUCCAGAGAAUUCGUCUCUACCUGAAAGAGAAGAAGUACAGUGCGUGUGCCUGGGAGGUCAUCAGAGUGGAAAUCAUGAGAUCCUUCUCUCUGUCCACAACCUUGCAAGAAAGAGUCAAGGAUGAAGAGCUGGGGUCACCUUGA
Erinaceus europaeus (western European hedgehog) is the source of this 1047-nucleotide messenger RNA. Its product is annotated as interferon omega-1. Gene Ontology annotation, molecular function: cytokine activity; type I interferon receptor binding. The record is from RefSeq and is a predicted model, not a curated record. NCBI's taxonomy places the organism in Eukaryota, Metazoa, Chordata, Mammalia, Eulipotyphla, Erinaceidae. The transcript has a single exon. Bases 466 to 1047 code for a protein of 193 amino acids. Gene Ontology annotation, biological process: positive regulation of peptidyl-serine phosphorylation of STAT protein; T cell activation involved in immune response; response to exogenous dsRNA. Gene Ontology annotation, cellular component: extracellular region.